Molecule: messenger RNA, 2303 nt
Organism: Monodelphis domestica (gray short-tailed opossum)
Lineage: Eukaryota; Metazoa; Chordata; Mammalia; Didelphimorphia; Didelphidae
Gene: PISD
Product: phosphatidylserine decarboxylase
Biological process (GO): phosphatidylethanolamine biosynthetic process
Cellular component (GO): mitochondrion
Molecular function (GO): phosphatidylserine decarboxylase activity
Source: RefSeq, a predicted model, not a curated record
CCGAGUUCCCGGGGAAGCCGCCCAGCGACCUGCCGUCCGCAGCUCCCGCCCAUGCUGGGGGAGGGGAGAAGAGCACCCUGAGGAGAGGAGGGAGAGACUUAAAGGCUGAGCCCCGGCGAUGUGCCAGUCAAACACCUUGCAAGGAGCAGACCUUCACAAGGGGAAAUGGUGAGAUGCUCUAAAGCUUUGUCUAGCCCUCCUCCCUCUUGCUACAACCUCCACAAAGUUAAAAUUCAUGUCCGGAGGCCGCGCCCGGGAAGCAGCAGCUGGGCUGGGGAGCAGCAGCCCCCACGGCUGGAAGGGCCCAGGCCCCUGGGCUUGGACGGGGGCACGCCCAGUAGGAGAGCCCGGUUCAGGCGCCACGGCAGAGUCUGCCCAGAGCCGAGCUGGUUCAAGCCGUCCCUGGCGCCCUCCAGGACAGCCGUUUCUGCCGACCACAUCCCACCCGCUGGGCUGCCCCCCAGCCUCUCCUAACGGAGCCGACAGGUUGCAAUUCCCCCAGCUGGCCCUGAGGCGAAGGUUGGGCCAGCUCAGCUGCAUGUCUGGGCCUGCUCUGAAACUCCGCUCCUGGCCUCUGACCAUUCUCUAUUACCUUCUGCCUUUCGGCGCCCUUAAGCCUCUGAGCAGAGUAGGAUGGAGGCCCGUGAGCCGGGUCGCCCUCUACAAGUCUGUGCCCACACGGCUGCUGUCCCGAGCCUGGGGGCGGCUAAACCAGGUGGAGCUGCCCACCUGGCUGCGGAAGCCCGUGUACAGCCUCUACAUCUGGACCUUCGGGGUGAACAUGAAGGAGGCCGCCGUGGAGGACCUCGACCACUACAGGAACCUGAGCGAGUUCUUCAGCCGGAAGCUGAAGCCGCAGGCCCGGCCCGUUUGUGGCCUGCACAGCGUGAUCAGCCCGUCUGAUGGCAAGAUCCUGAACUUCGGUCAAGUGCAGAACUGUGAGGUGGAGCAGGUGAAGGGGGUCACCUACUCCCUGGAGUCCUUCCUGGGCCCGCGCACCCCUGGGGAUGAGCUACCCUUUGGCAGCCAGGAGCCGGCGAGAGAGGCGGGACAGGGAGAGCCUGCAGGAGCAGCCCAGGCCCCAGCGCACUGCUCCUUCCAGAACCAGCUGGUGACCAAGGAGGGAAAUGAACUCUACCACUGUGUCAUCUACCUGGCCCCCGGCGACUACCACUGCUUCCACUCCCCCACAGACUGGAGGGUGGCCCACAGGCGGCACUUCCCAGGCUCUCUGAUGUCCGUGAACCCGGGCAUUGCCCGCUGGAUCAAGGAGCUCUUCUGCCACAACGAGCGGGUGGUCCUAACUGGGGACUGGAAGCACGGCUUCUUCUCCCUCACCGCCGUGGGAGCCACCAAUGUGGGCUCCAUCCGCAUCUACUUCGAUCGGGAGCUGCACACGAACAGCCCCAUGUACAGCAAGGGCUCCUACAACGACUUCAGCUACAUCAGCCACAGCAACAAGGAGGGCAUCCCCAUGCGGAAGGGGGAGCACCUGGGCGAGUUCAACCUGGGCUCCACCAUCGUCCUCAUCUUCGAGGCUCCCAAGGACUUCAACUUCCACCUGAAGCCGGGCCAGAAAAUUCGCUUCGGAGAAGCCCUGGGCUCCCUCUAGGGCCAGCGUCUCCCCGCCGCGGGGGACAAGGUGCCUUGCUCUGCUCGACGGGGCCGGGGCCAGACUUUGGAGCCAUCUCCCACCCCGGAGGGGUCCGAGCGCCCGGCCAGCCUUUGAGAGGGAGGGAGGGAGGGAGGGAGGGAGGGAGGGAACCUGCCUUAUCCCCGGCCCAGGCGGCCGAGCUGCCAGGGCGCGGGGCCGCUGGGGUGACGCUUCACUCUCUCAUCAGUGGCCGAUGCGGCUCUGCCCGGUGUCUCCUCCCCAGAGACUCCCCUCGUUCCCCGGAUCUCUCCAGGCCUUAAUCCCUCUCAGCGUCUAAUCCCCUGGGCAGGCCUUUGUAUGCUGGGUGCGACGCCCAGCGCUGCCCGGGCCCGAGCUCGGCUCCUCCAGGCCUCCCCUGGCGGGUGGCUGGUUUUCAGAAUCCCCUGGAAGGGCCCUGGCAGGAGCACCCUCUCCCCUCCCUCCGCCCCCCCCCCCCCGCCCUCUGGUCCUGGGCCGUCGCCCGUGAUUUCAGCCCCUGGUGCUGAGAGAGGCAGGCGGGGGAGGGCCCUGGCCGGCGGCUCUGGGGCGCCAGAAUUUCAGCCAUCGACGCUGUGUCCUAGCCCAGUAUUUUUGUAUGUCAGCCCAAGACGUGGGGACGGGAACUCAUUUAAUUGCAAACAAACAUUUUCCAAUAAAAAAAUACACGGCA